UUUGAUCCAUAGCCUAGCUUCCCUAAAUUCAAUUAACUAUAAAAGGCAUAAUUCAGCAUGCAAGAAUUAUAACUUGUAUUAGAAAUUAAAUCCUCACAUACAUUUGAGUGUAACACAAUUUCAUAAGAAAAAAAAAAAGAAAAGAUGGAAGCUCGUUAUUUUCUAGCUUACCUUACUUUCUUUGCCAUGUCUUUCUAUGUGGCCUACGCGACAGAUCCUACUCAGUUACAAGACUUCUGUGUCGCGAUGAAUGAUCCAAAUAAUGAAUUGUUUGUGAACGGAUUGCUAUGCAAGAAUCCAAUGGCUGCCAAACCCGAGGAUUUCUUUUUUGAAGGGCUAGACAAGCCAGGAAACACGAACAACAUGGUACGUUCCAAUGUGACACUAGUAUCCGCAUUACAACUAGCAGGGCUCAACACCCUCGGCAUAUCUUUGGCUAGGAUCGACUAUGCACCUUACGGCCUUAAUCCUCCUCACACUCAUCCUCGUGCAAGUGAAAUCCUUACAGUCAUUGAAGGAACCCUCUAUGUUGGAUUCGUAACUUCUAACCUUCCGAAUGGAGACAACAAGUUGUUCGCAAAGGUGCUUAACAAAGGAGAUGUUUUUGUUUUUCCACAAGGCCUCAUUCAUUUUCAAUUUAACGCUGGAAAAGUUCCUGCUAUUGCUAUUGCUGGAUUAAGCAGCCAAAACCCUGGCACGGUCACCAUUGCUAAGGCGGUGUUUGGGGCUGAGCCACCUAUCUCGGUUGAUGUUCUAAGCAAGGCCUUUCAGCUAGAUGAUCACAUAGUAAAGAAGCUUCAGUCUCAGUUUUGGAUGAGCCCUUAAUUCUUCCAUGAUUUUGGAGUAUUAAUACAAACCGUUGAUUUGAUAUUUCAAAUGUAGAACUACAAAAAUCAGUAUUUGUGUAUCAUAACCAAGUGAAUAAGUGAUCGAUAUGGUCUUGGUUUAUCAAUUUAAUUGUGUUCUGAAUGUAUCUUAAUAUAUUUUACAUGUGCUAUUGCACGAGAUAUUUCUACAA
This is a messenger RNA of Chenopodium quinoa (quinoa), 1018 nucleotides long. Its product is annotated as germin-like protein subfamily 1 member 15. Gene Ontology annotation, molecular function: manganese ion binding. The coding region runs from base 145 to 825 and encodes 226 amino acids. NCBI's taxonomy places the organism in Eukaryota, Viridiplantae, Streptophyta, Magnoliopsida, Caryophyllales, Amaranthaceae. The transcript is spliced from 2 exons. The record is from RefSeq and is a predicted model, not a curated record. Gene Ontology annotation, cellular component: cell wall.